Molecule: messenger RNA, 1120 nt
Organism: Pyrenophora tritici-repentis Pt-1C-BFP
Lineage: Eukaryota; Fungi; Ascomycota; Dothideomycetes; Pleosporales; Pleosporaceae
Product: solute binding protein
Biological process (GO): protein import into nucleus
Cellular component (GO): cytoplasm
Source: RefSeq, a predicted model, not a curated record
ACAAACUCACUACCACCAAGACUUCACGUCCACAAUAACUCAUAGCCGAACAUUUCAUUCAUACACCGAAAAUAUGUCGUCAUUCCAUCUACCGCCGCAGACCAUCUCAGUCAAGCGCAAACGCACAGAGGCGCCCAUCGACACACUGAGGAUCGAAGACGGGAAAGAGAUAGAGAGCAAGCGAACAAGAUACGGUUACAAGCGUCUCACCAAGCCAGGCGAUGAUGCAGAGCACUCAUUGGUACCCCCAACCCCCGUAGGCGAGCGAAGAUUUCGUCUCGACCCCGUAUCACGAAUUGGCGCAAAACGGCAUUUCGUCGAAGAACAACCGUCCGUCUCUUCCAAAAACGACCCCCGACAACAAAUAGGCGGCCAAGUCCAAGAACCCACCCUCGCAGAGCAAACUCCAACCUCCACACCACGUCCAAGAAAGCGACCGGGGGCAGGAAGUGCCCUCCACCACAGUUCCAAAGCCUCGAUCCAAUGGAAACAACCACUUCCCACCUCACCCUCGGAAACCGACGUCCGCAACCUCGAAGCCCUCACCAAGGAGGUCGAAAAGAGCGACACCACUACCACCACCGGCCCCUCGCCCUCAAAAUACAAGCCAAAAGCCCCCGCCAAACGCUUUGCAGAACGUCACCCGGAUAAAGCUACACCCACCCCAGAUGGAGACGCAGACGCAGAUGCAAUGGACAUCGACACCUCAGAAUACGUCUACGACCACUACGUCCGCGAGCCCGUCCACCCCGACGCACCCCUCCCCACAGGUCCCAUCGGCCUGCUCGUCAUCAGCGCCGAAGAUGCCGACUGGUGGGACGCCGACUCGUCUUCCGACCGCGAAUUCGACACGGACGACGAAGACGAAAACGCAGAGGACUACUACGCCAACGACUACCCCGAAGAUGAACUCAGUGAGGACGACGAGUUUGAUCGGAAUCUUUAUAAAAGCAAGUAUCGGCAUGGGAGUGACGAGGAAGAGUUUGGGCUGGGGAGUGAGGAUGAUGAGGAGGGGAAUGGGGUGGGCAGUGGGGAGGAGGGGGAUGAGGAUGAUGAACAUUUUCGGAUGACGGUGCCGAAGGCUAAGGGGGUGGGGUAUUGGGGUGUUAAGGGGGAGUAG